AUGAAGGGUCUUGUGUUCGCCGGCCUCUCGCUGGCGUCUGUCGUACUCGGAGCGCCAAGCUUGAACAGACGAGAUGUCGUGACGCCCCAGGAGUUCGAUGCCCUCAAGCUGUUCGCCCAGUGGUCCUCUGCCGCUUCGUGCAACGGCAAGAGGGCCGCUGGCCAGCCGGUGACCUGCGUUGAGGGCCAAUGCACCUUGUUUGAGUCCCAUGGCGCAACUGUCGUUGCCUCUUUCGGUGGUUCUCUCUUGGACAUGGAGGGUUUUGUCGGUAUCGACCCUGCGAGCAAGCAAAUCGUCGUCUCUUUCAGGGGGACCACCACCACCGCCAACACCAUCGCCGACCUUCUCGCCGUCCAAGUCCCCUGCGACUUCACCUCCGGCUGCCUCGUCCACACCGGCUUCUACGCCUCCUGGCUCGAAGUGGCCGACCGCGCUCACGCCGCCGUCACCGCCGCGCUCACCGCAAACCCCUCCUUCUCCGUGAUCUCCACGGGUCACUCCCUCGGCGGCGCCGUCGCCACCCUCGCCGCAGCCUCCCUCCGCGACGCCGGCGUCCCUGUCGACCUGUACACCUACGGUUCCCCGCGCGUCGGCAACCUCGCCUUCGCCGAAUACGUCACCGCCCAACCGGGCCGCGAAUACCGCGUCACCCACUCCGACGAUCCCGUCCCCCGCCUGCCGCCCCUCCUGCUCAACUACCGCCAUACCAGCCCGGAGUACUGGAUUGACGCGGGCUCCGACGGGGUGUUGACCACGGACGAGGUGAAGUACUGCGAGGGGUAUGCUAGCACCGGGUGCAACGCCGGCACGACCGCGUUGGAUUUUGAUGCGCAUAGCUGGUACUUCCAGCAGUUGAAGGGGUGUGCGGAUUCGGAUCCGCAGACGGGAGCGGUAAGCGAGGACACGAAAAAGCAGUUGACGGCGUAUGUUGAGGCGGACUUGAAGAUUGCCGUGUCGUUGAAGGCGAGGGGGGAUUUUUAG
Dichotomopilus funicola is the source of this 981-nucleotide messenger RNA. RefSeq names its product Alpha/Beta hydrolase protein. The transcript has 4 exons. NCBI's taxonomy places the organism in Eukaryota, Fungi, Ascomycota, Sordariomycetes, Sordariales, Chaetomiaceae. Gene Ontology annotation, biological process: lipid metabolic process. The record is from RefSeq and is a predicted model, not a curated record. Bases 1 to 981 code for a protein of 326 amino acids.